Messenger RNA from Fusarium musae, 1074 nucleotides. RefSeq lists its product as uncharacterized. The record is from RefSeq and is a predicted model, not a curated record. Bases 1 to 1074 code for a protein of 357 amino acids. The transcript has 2 exons. Lineage: Eukaryota; Fungi; Ascomycota; Sordariomycetes; Hypocreales; Nectriaceae.
AUGAAAGUGAAGAACCUACGACUGGACGAUCUUACCAAGCCUGAGAUGGCCGUCUUUUUACAGAAAGAAUUUGAGAAAUUGCCAAAAGAAUUGUCUGCUGACUUGCCGAUCGAGCAAUUCAUAAAGAAACUUUUAGAAAAAGCACAAGGGGUCUUCCUCUGGCUUUAUCUUGCUUCGAAAAGUAUCACGCAUGGAAUUAUGAACGGCGAUGUUGGCGUAACCCUUUCCAAAAGACUCGACGAACUCCCAGAAGAGCUUGAGUCUCUUUAUCAGAAAAUGUGGGAGAGACUGAAUGGGGGCAAUCAAGUUUACCGACACACUGCAUCUCGAUACUUCCGCUUUGCCAUAGUCGAUGGUUGGGAUAUAGACCUAUGGACGAAAGAAGACAAAAUCUUCUUCGCCAUGAGUGAGCCCAAUUUAGUCCAACUAUCGCUGGCAGUAAAAGUCCAAGACGGGUUGAUCUUCCCACCUAAAGGAAGUGAGAUAAAACUGUCCGAUCUGGAUACCCUAUGUGCUGCUACAGAAUUAGAUAUUCAGAUCCGAUGCGCUGGUAUGCUACAAGUUGGUCGGCACUCUGAUCUUAAAGACGAUUUCCCCGAUGCGAUACGUCGACUUAUGCGACCAGUCCAAUUCAUUCACCGCACAGCUCACGACUUCCUGGUUGAUACAGAACAUGGUCAAUCGAUUUUGAAUCACAGGUCAAAUGAGCCAACAUUGGUGGACGAACACCUAAAACUGCUCAAAUGCCGACUCAGUCUGGCCAACACGUACUACCGCGAGCUCGAGGUUGAGUCUGAUGUUCGAGACAUUAUUGCUGAAUGUAAUCAACUGAAUGCAAAGAGAGCGAAUCCAGAAGCCAUAUUGACAAUACUUAGAAUAACCAAGGACCUUUAUGAAGAUGGUGCCCUGAGAAAGUUUUAUCUGGCUGAGGACAAUGCUCUAUCAUUUCCAUGUGUUAUGGCAUGUUAUCUUGACAGCUUCGACGAGUUCAUUAUUUCUUCUUUUAUGCCGACUCCCUCACCGGAGCUCGCUACCGAAAGCCUUCACGAGCUGGACGAUCUUAGGCAUGAUUGA